AUGCAUCUGACUCCGGAGCCGCAGAACAGAGUUCGAAGGUCUUAUAUGAGGCGGAGCAGGCCCCGAUUCACUAAUCCUAGACUUUUUCCCAUAAGACCAACGGGAAAAGACAACUUCAGUGAUAUCCCCGAAAGGUUUGAUGCUCGGGAAAGAUGGCCCAACUGCCCGUCACUCUUCCAGAUCGUGGAUCAAGCAGGUUGCGGCUCGUGCUGGGCGCUCUCAACGGCAUCCGCAAUUUCGGAUCGACUUUGUAUCAACACCAAAGGAGCUUUAACGGUGAAUAUCUCAGCUGAGGAUCUCUUGACAUGCUGCAAAACAUGUGGAGCAUCUGAUGGAUGCCUAGGCGGUUGGCCGAUUCGCGGCUUCAGGUUCUUUGCAAGCGACGGUCUCGUAACGGGAGGACCUUUUGGCGAUAAGGUAAAGUUGCAAGAGAUCUGGCAGGAGUGGUUACUAUUUACCGAGCUCGCACAGGGCCAUCCAGAGAGAAAUAAUGAAGCACGGCCCGGUAGUCGCUAUCAUCACAAUCUAUGGCGACUUCUUGCAUUACAAAAGUGGUAUCUAUAG
Messenger RNA from Ostertagia ostertagi, 564 nucleotides. The record is from the annotation of a GenBank genome assembly. NCBI's taxonomy places the organism in Eukaryota, Metazoa, Nematoda, Chromadorea, Rhabditida, Trichostrongylidae.